This is a messenger RNA of Suillus clintonianus, 1506 nucleotides long. Its product is annotated as FolC bifunctional protein. Bases 1 to 1506 code for a protein of 501 amino acids. NCBI's taxonomy places the organism in Eukaryota, Fungi, Basidiomycota, Agaricomycetes, Boletales, Suillaceae. Gene Ontology annotation, cellular component: cytoplasm; cytosol; mitochondrion. The record is from RefSeq and is a predicted model, not a curated record. Gene Ontology annotation, biological process: tetrahydrofolylpolyglutamate biosynthetic process. The transcript is spliced from 11 exons. Gene Ontology annotation, molecular function: tetrahydrofolylpolyglutamate synthase activity; ATP binding.
AUGUCCACCCCAUCCACUCCAACUUACAGGGAUGCCAUAGACGCACUAAACAGCCUUCAAACUAACGCUGCUAUCCUGGAGGCUGUGCGAGCUGCAGGAGCGAAGCUCAAUCCUAAUGCUAUCCCUGAAAUGAUUGAUUACAUUCGCAGGGUGGGCCUUGAACCAUCUCAGUUAAACGAUCUAAAUGUCAUUCAUAUCACGGGAACAAAAGGGAAGGGGUCUACAAGUGCAUUCACGGAUUCAAUAUUGAGGGCAGCUAGGCCAGGCUGGAAAACUGGCCUGUAUACCUCCCCCCAUCUGGUCGCUGUCCGCGAGCGUAUUCGCAUUAAUGGCGAGCCGCUUUCAGAGGAGGAAUUUACUCGUUACUUUUUCGAGGUGUGGAAUUUGCUCCAGAAAAAUACGAAGGUAUUUGGUGUUCAUACCACCCCCUUGAUGCCAAACUACUUUCGCUUCAUGACGCUCAUGGCCUUUUACACUUUCAACCAACUCAAGGUUGAUGCGGCAAUUCUCGAGGUAGGCAUUGGUGGACGUUCCGACAGUACGAAUGUUGUCCCCAAGCCAAUUGUCACAGGCGUUACCGCCCUCGGGUAUGACCACACAAGGCUUCUUGGGGAAAAGCUCAGUCAGAUUGCAAAUCAGAAGGGCGGAAUAUACAAGGAAGGGGUGCCAGCUUUGACUGUUGAACAACCUGAGGAAGGCAUGUCUGAGCUUCGUGAUUGUGCAAUAGAGCAGAGGGCAUCUCAAUUCAUAAUUGUUGACACCCUCCCUUCCACCAUCCAAUUAGGCCUUGCAGGUGCUCACCAGAGAUCGAAUGCCGCUCUUGCGGUACAAUUGGUGCACACGUUCCUCACGGCGAUUGAGCCAUUGCAAUCCCUUCCUACGUCUUUUCUGGACGGCCUCAAAAAUACUCACUGGCCUGGUCGUUGUCAGACGGUACUCGAUCCGAAGCUUGAGGGCACGAAGUGGUUCCUUGAUGGGGCACACACGAAAGAGAGCCUUGCGUGCUGUCUGGAAUGGUUUGUAAGUCCAGCAGUCGGGCUUCCUGUUUCCCCCGUCUCUGACGUGCACCCACCCCGAGUGCUUAUCUUCAAUUGCACCAGUGGACGUUCAGGAGAUGAUUUCCUGACAACCAUCUUGCAAAAGAUAGAGGAACGACUGACAACAUAUGGCAGUACGGAGAAGAAGGAAGAAUUUUUCGCCAAGGUCAUUUUUUGCAGUAAUGUGACCUAUGCCAGCGGCAACUUCAAAGGCGACCUCACCUCCGCGGCAAUGGAUACAACUGACAACCUCAAUCUCAAGACUCAGAGAGAGAUUGAAUCAGCCUGGAACAAGCUUGUCCCAGCUUAUUCUGGUACGGUGCACGUUCUACCGUCCAUUGAGGACGCUGUAGAAGAAGCACGUAAAACGUUUAACGUUAGCGUGCUCGUCACGGGCAGCUUACACCUUGUAGGUGGCGUCAUCGAGGUCGCAGGCUUGGCAGAAAGAGCCUUGAGCCCGAAAGCAUGA